GGGAUGAGAGAGGAAAUGUCAUUAGGACGCCAGGAGGCCUUUGAAAUCUUCAAGAGGGACCACGCUGACAGCGUGACCAUUGAAGACAACAAACAGAUUCUGAAGCAGAGAUUUUCUGAAGCAAAGUCCCUGGGAGAAAAUAUAAAUGAAGCAAGAAGUAAAAUCGGUCACCUGAAGGAAGCAAUCACCCAGCGGCAUCUGCAGCAAGCAGCUCUAGGUGUCACAGAGAACAUGCCCGCGCCCGCGGUGCCAGACCUGCACGAAGAGAAGCUACGGUCACAGCUGGAGGAGGAAAAGAGAAGGUAUAAAACCAUGUUCACGCGCCUGAAGGCCCUGAAGGUGGAGAUCGAGCACCUGCAGCUGCUCAUGGACAGAGCCAAGGUGAAGCUGCAGAAGGAGUUUGAGGCCUGGUGGGCAGCGGAGGCCAGCAGCCUGCAGGUGGACCCUCCGGCAGGGAACUCACCCAGUCACACGCAGCCGCUCCCACCCAGGCCCGGAUCCCAGCACGAGAGGCCCCCGCUUCUCUCUAAGCAAAGCGGUGUGUAUACCAGGAAAAUCCUGCCCUCGCCUCCCCCCAUCCUGCCCAGCCCGGAGCAGACGGGCACUCGUGCCUCCCUGGACGACAGCAUCCCUGAGAGGCGGGCCUCGUCCGUCCCCCUCACCGGAGACAGCCAGACGGAUUCCGACAUCCUGGCAUUCAUCAAGGCCAGACAGAACAUUCUGCAGAAGAAAUCCAGCGCUCCCUGGCUGGGUCCUCGCCACACAGGAGUGCUGAGUGGAGGUCUGGCCUGUGGAGUCCCUGGCUGGAAACGCCAGUUCUCCUGCAGGUGUGGCUUCGCCAAUGAGGUGUCGGUGUAA
This is a messenger RNA of Myotis brandtii (Brandt's bat), 858 nucleotides long. RefSeq names its product kinesin family member 6 (gene KIF6). The coding region runs from base 4 to 858 and encodes 284 amino acids. NCBI's taxonomy places the organism in Eukaryota, Metazoa, Chordata, Mammalia, Chiroptera, Vespertilionidae. The record is from RefSeq and is a predicted model, not a curated record. The transcript is spliced from 9 exons.